Molecule: messenger RNA, 1926 nt
Organism: Aureobasidium pullulans EXF-150
Lineage: Eukaryota; Fungi; Ascomycota; Dothideomycetes; Dothideales; Saccotheciaceae
Product: putative GPI transamidase component Gpi16
Exons: 1
Coding region: 64-1863 (599 amino acids)
Biological process (GO): attachment of GPI anchor to protein
Cellular component (GO): GPI-anchor transamidase complex
Source: RefSeq, a predicted model, not a curated record
CUUGGCACAUAUAUGCUGCAUUCAAGUACCCCUUAGAUCUUCUGUUUACGCCAUGCGGCCGCCAUGCUCGUGAUAGUCUUCGCCCUGUCGCUGCUGUGCCUGUUCGCACCAUGGGCUGAAGGCCAGUACACCGAGCUGCUCCAACUGCACCCGCUCCCACAAUCCCAGCUCCUGGCUGCCUUCAACUUCAAGGCCAACACCAGCCUGUCCGACUUCGAUGCUCAAAACUACCGUCUGUUCCCGCGCUCUCUCGGUCAGAUUCUACAACACACACAUGCUCGAGAACUGCAUCUUCGCUUUAGUCUUGGUCGGUGGGACUCUGAGAAUUGGGGCCAAAGACCGCGAAAUGGCCGCCGUGAAGGAGGCACAGGUGUCGAGCUGUGGGCCUGGGUCGAGGCAGACUCACAUGAGCAGGCCAACGCUCGCUGGUUGACUCUGAGCAAUGCUCUAUCUGGUCUUUUCUGUGCUUCCAUCAACUUCAUCGACUCGACCAAGACAAUCCGUCCAGCAAUGACUUUCGACUCAGAGGGCUCUCACAAGAACGUGUCUGGACUACACCUGCUGCAUGGUGCUCUACCUCAUGAAGUUGUCUGUACCGAGAAUCUGACUCCUUUUCUGAAACUUCUACCUUGCAAGGGAAAGGCUGGCAUCUCUACUCUCUUGGACGGACACAAACUAUUUGAUGCCUCCUGGCAGACAAUGGCCAUCGAUGUACGCCCGGUGUGCCCGCAUGAUGGAAGCGAAUGCUUGUUGGAGAUCGAGCAAACGGUGGACAUGGUUCUCGACCUUGAUCGCUCUAUGCGACCUCCGAACGAUCCUAUCCCAAGGCCUCCACCAGUCGAAGAAAUCGCCUGUGACACUGAUAAAUGGUACAACAGCCACGAUAGCUGUUACCCGAAAGAACCCUCUACCGAGCGUGCCUGGACUCUAAGUAAAGUCUUUGGUCGUCCUAUCCGCGGCUCUUGCCAUGUCAACCAUGGUGCCUCGCCCCAGUCUGUCGUUCUACACACUGCCGCUGGUCAAGAUAUUCAGGUUACUGCAGAGGAAGCCUACAAUGAGCACAAGUCCGAGGAUGGCCUUGUACAAUAUGUUCUGCCACAAUCCGGCGAUUUUGAUAUUGCUCUGGGUGAACAACCAUUGAUUUCGCCAUCGACCCUGGAACAACCACGCCUUCAUGCCGAGCGCACCAUGGUUGGUUAUGGCCAAGAACGAGGUGGCAUGCGCGUUAUCCUUACAAAUCCCUCGACUAAAAAUGCUGUCGAUCUUGUGUACCUCGAGUCAUUGCCGUGGUUCAUGAAGCCAUAUCUUCACACUUUACACGCUUCGAUCAACUCCGCACCUUCACCAUCUUCUAUCAAGCAGAUUUUCUACAGACCUGCCAUCGAUCGCGCCAGGGGUACUCAUCUUGAGCUGCGCCUUCAUGUUCCUGCUGGCGCCUCCCUGGUACUGACCUAUGACUUUGAGAAGGCCAUCUUGCGAUACACCGAAUACCCUCCCGACGCGAAUCGUGGUUUCGAUGUCGCGCCCUCGAUCGUCAAGCUGUUGUCUAACUCGACUAGUGGAUCGGAGGAUGCGGCUGUCUAUCUACGUACCACUUCCAUGCUCCUGCCUCUUCCAACUCCUGACUUCAGCAUGCCUUACAACGUCAUCAUCUUGACCAGCACUGUCAUGGCCAUGGCAUUCGGAAGUGUCUUCAAUCUGCUGGUCCGUCGUUUUGUUGCUGCGGAUGAAGUGGAACCUGCUGGUAUUGUUGCACUAAAGGCAAAGGUUCAGGCUGUCCUUUUGAAUUUCAAGCAAAAGUUGCAAAAGAACAAGGAGGUCAAGGCUGCCGAUCAACAAGGCGAGACCAAAAAAGUUAGGUAGUUGGUUACUUCUCUCGGCCACAGUCCAAGUAUAUGAGGAAAUGAAUGCUUUCUGAUCACUGAG